UGAGUGAAGAACAAAGGCGAAAGGAAACAUGGUACGAACACCUUGUUGUGAUACGAGCGGACUAAGGAAAGGAACCUGGACCCCCGAGGAAGAUCGGAAACUGAUCGCCUAUGUCUCCCGAUACGGCUGCUGGAAUUGGCGACAACUCCCCAAGUACGCAGGUCUGCAAAGAUGUGGGAAGAGUUGCAGGCUGCGAUGGUUGAAUUAUUUAAGGCCGAACAUCAAAAGAGGGAAUUACAGCAUCGAAGAAGAAGAAACAAUCAUCAGAUUACAUGAGAAACUAGGCAACAGGUGGUCCGCCAUUGCUGCGCAGUUACCAGGUCGAACAGACAACGAGGUGAAGAAUCAUUGGCACACGAAUCUAAAGAAACGCUUCAAGGACAAGCCUUUGGAAUCCAAAGAUGACGGUAAAAAAGAAUCAGCUGAAGGGAACAAGCGUGGUAAAAGUAAAGAGAAAGAAGAAACAAAGCUAAACGAUCAUAAUCUUCCGUUAAUUCUUGAAAGCUCACAAUCGUAUUCGCCCCAAGAACUAGCUUCAAGCGAUCAAUCCUCCUCCAUAAACAAAUAUAAUACGGUGGAAUCCAGCAAAGAGUCAGUUACAGAUGAUGAUAACAGCAACAAAGCUUCGUCUUCGUUUGAAGCAUACGAGGUAGAUAGUGGAAGUUUCUGGUCGGAACCCUUUUUCUGGGAAAAUUCUAAUAUGAUUACCAGUAGUACUUCAGAUUCUUCUGGCUAUGAAUUUGCUGAGUUUCCGUUUCUUUACGAAGAAAUGGAUUUCUAUGAUCAGCUGGAUGGCUUCUACUUCUAAUUAAAUCGAUCAAACCAGCUUCAUGGGUAAUUUUAUCUGAGUUAU
Hibiscus syriacus is the source of this 853-nucleotide messenger RNA. RefSeq names its product transcription factor MYB4-like. The transcript is spliced from 3 exons. The record is from RefSeq and is a predicted model, not a curated record. Bases 29 to 808 code for a protein of 259 amino acids. NCBI's taxonomy places the organism in Eukaryota, Viridiplantae, Streptophyta, Magnoliopsida, Malvales, Malvaceae.